Neoarius graeffei (lesser salmon catfish) is the source of this 3582-nucleotide messenger RNA. RefSeq names its product gamma-secretase activating protein (gene gsap). The transcript has 31 exons. Gene Ontology annotation, cellular component: trans-Golgi network. Gene Ontology annotation, biological process: positive regulation of amyloid-beta formation. Bases 326 to 2914 code for a protein of 862 amino acids. The record is from RefSeq and is a predicted model, not a curated record. Lineage: Eukaryota; Metazoa; Chordata; Actinopteri; Siluriformes; Ariidae.
GUUUCAUUUAAAGUGAGUGAGUUAGUAAUGUGUAUCAGUCUAAUGGUGAUGUAGUGAAUUACUGUAGGAUAUGAAAACGAAGCCAUUGUUCUUGUUGUCAAGGAAGGAAGGAAGGUUGGGUGGGUUGCCAUGUCCGCUGAAAAAGCACUCUUAAGCAAUUUUGGAAUGAUUUCAAGUUGAAGGGAAAAGUCUGAGCUCUUAUAUUCCCCUUGAUCAACACACUGUGGUUGAUGAUAUCGGAUCAUUUCCUGAAUCCAGUCAGUCAGCAGUAGAAGCAGGGACUGUUUCACUCCUCUGCUGGGUUUGAGAGGAAAUACUGUAAACAAUGAGAAGUCUCUUACAGUUAACAUCAACUUUGGACUUUCAGAGAGAUGUUGUUUCGAGACUUUCAGCAAACGAAGAGGCAGGAAGAAGCCAGAGAGAGAAUGUGCAGGUUGCUGAUGCUCAAAUUCUUAACAUUGAGAGAGAUGAAGGUGUUGUGUACUGCUGGACAGGAGACACCAGGAACACCAGAAUCGGCAAAUAUGACCCUCAUACCAAACAGAAUAAGCUACUGUACACUUUUGACAAGCAAGUGUAUAUAAGCAGCUGCUCUCUGAACAGAGAAGAAACACUGCUGGCUGUGAGUCUGACAUGGUCAAUGCAGGGAGGAGAGGAUCAUUUUAAACCAGUUUCAAAAUACCUGACUCUCCUUUUAGAAAUCCAUCCAAUUAACAACACUAAGGUUAUAAAAGCUGUGGAUUGCAAGGUCAAAGUUCAGUUUCUGUAUCCUCAUUUGUCACGGAGCACCAUGCUGGAAAACCAUUUGUUGGUGGCAGCAGAAGAUGGCUAUAUUGACCAGUACCACAUCCUGCUGGGGAGGCAGGAAGGCUGUAAAGUUGUGAUGCAGAAUACAGAGCAGCUGACGAAAGACCGAGUGACCGAUGAGUUCUGCUGGGUUCAGUGGGACUCGGACACCCAGAGACUCUUCUAUCUCACAAGCAGGGAGAAAUAUGUGCUCAAGUGCGUACAGUUUUUCCCUGAUCACAAUUUUGAGACUCUGUUUGAACUCCCGUUGGAUUUACCCAGUAAUCCGUUCACCUCUGUGAGGUUAAUUAAUUUUGGACAUGUUCACUACCAAGAGAGGGAAAACGAGGGAAUGAAACUGAUAGUAUUUACAGACAGAACUGGUGUCAUGUGUGUGUGCUAUAGCUAUCCUGUGCAUGGUGUUGAGGAUUACACUUACACUAUUGCAUUUGUGCACAGAGGUUUCAGUAAGACUUUCACUGUAGCACGUGAGCAAACCGUACAGCCAGGCAGCAUGCCAAACCAACAGCCACUCUUCAUCUAUUUGGGUCAUUAUGUUGUAGUUUAUCUUGCUGGACACUUCCUUCAUCUGAUCAACUGCAGACAGCAAGACCUGCUCUGUCAUAGCCUCUUCCUGUCAGGUGCUGAUGCCCAUAUGGAUGCACUGGGAGUCAACAGUGUUUUAAUGAACAUUUCCAGUGACAAGCUGCUGGAUGGGGGGAUGGGCAGGAUGUACACCAUGGACCUCAACUAUGAUUUCCUGCUUCGGCUGCUUAGCCCUGAUCGGCCCGAAGCACAACGUCUUGCUGCACUGCACUGUUUGCUGGUCCACCCUGAAUCUAACCAGGACCUAGAAAAGGAGAUCAUCUACUGGAUUAGUGAGAACAUGAUGAGCUUUAGUGCUUUCGAUCAGAUUCAGGAGUUUAUUCUGGGUUCUCUAUACAGGAUGUGCUGUCAGCAGCCUCUCAGUCUGAAUAAAGUGCUUCCAUACUCCUCCGUGUUUGAGAAGAAGGAGCUUCCUGUAGCGCUGACUGCUAUCCCUGGUGUGAAGUGCACACCUGAGCUGCUUGCUCAGCCAACAAUUAAAGGGAAGGCCAGGAGUCUGCAGGGCUACUGGAAUGAGCUACAGUGGAUUAUCGAAAGGACGAAAUAUUUUGAGACCGUGCCUAACCCCCGAUACCGGUUCUCCCAGAUCAAGAGAGACAGGAUCAAACUACAAGCAGCACUGAAUUCGGAGAAAAAGAAAUCCUCUAACUACCUGCAACAGCUUGAGGAAAACACCAAAAAAGUUCUGUCUAUGGUUGAUACAUGGCAUUUGGAUAAGAGAGCGGUUCCUCUCUUUCAGGAGGUGGACCAGCCGCAGAGGGCGCUAGUAGGCCUGAUGGUGGAUAAACUACGGGAGCACCUGAACAAAUACCUACCACAGCUGGGGAAGAAAAAGAUUGACAUGCUGGUGGUGAACUACGUGGCAAAUCUGCUGGAGCUGCUCAGAUACAUGCUGGAGACUCUGUGGUUGAAGCUGAACUUGGGUCACACUGUGCUUUCCCUUAAACAGCAAGGCAGCUCGGAGGAGUGGACGAUGUUUCAUACGAUGUGUCGGAUUCUGGAAGCAGUCGAAGGACUCGGUCUUCCUCUCCCACCUGGUUAUUCUACACUUUUGAGUGUACUAGCUGUACGUUGUCUACCUCACUACACGUUCUUGCUGUAUGUGGACAAUGGCUUUCUCCACCUCACUGAACCUUUUGUGUCGCGCCUUAUGACAGAUCUAGACAACAAUAAUGGCAAUGAAGAACUGAAGUUCAGUGUCCUGAAAAGACUUCCUGAGUGCCUGGCCCAGAGAGUGUGUCAGCUUUGGGAUCAUCCAGUUAGCUCAGCCUGCAUCACCAGACAGUGUGUGAAAAGACUGUUGGAGAAAUACACCAAGACCAAGGCAUCAGUGCAGUUGGACAGAGACAGAUUGUUCUUCUGUCCUGAGUUUCUGCCAUUAAACUCCCUUGUCGCUAUUCUCUCAGACAUGGAAGAGCAAGCGACAAAUCCCUUUGAGGAACAGGAGAAUGUGGAUGCCCGGUUUGUGGAGGAAACUGCACUAAAACAAACUCUGAUCGAGUUGGGUCUUGAGGACAAAUGAAUACAAGGGGAAGAAUGUAUGCUGGACAUGAAGUACCAAAGAGACAAACUGACUGAGAUAAAGUACAUCACACUAAAAUCCAGUGACUUAUAUUUUGGUGCGUUUAGCACACACACUGCACAGUCGUAACAUGCAGUUUCAUAUCCAUCACAUUUAUCUGGAAAGCAGAAGCAUUUACAUGGGUGGACGCACACGUGUGUUUGCGUGCAUGCACACACAUCACUGCUUGCUGACUUCACUGAAGGAAGUUAUGGAGAAACUGUGUAAUAGCUGCAUGAUCUUUCAGUGGAGAGAGAAAACUGUAAUGAUGUACGGUAACUGACAGAUAACCAGAUAUCAGUUAUCACUUAUAACUGAUUAAAGUCAGAAAGGAUUUCUGUAUCAGCUGUCAAAUGUUUACACUGCUCUGUGUGUGUGUGUGAGAUAUAUACACAUACAUAGAUUUUAUAUAUUUGUGUGUAUGCAUUUUUAUUAUUAUAUGGACACGAGUGUUUUACUGGCAAAUACACCACUCGUAUUUUUCAUAUGAGCUACAUCCAGGACAUGGAGAACCAAAACCGUGGCAUAAAUCUCUAUAUGUCACUCGCAAGGAAAUUGAUUAAAUGUUUUCGAAAAUUUGGGUACUUUUUGUUUGUGAAUGUGUUUAUAUAAUAAAAAGAAAAAUCACA